Messenger RNA from Papaver somniferum (opium poppy), 1596 nucleotides. RefSeq lists its product as uncharacterized. The record is from RefSeq and is a predicted model, not a curated record. NCBI's taxonomy places the organism in Eukaryota, Viridiplantae, Streptophyta, Magnoliopsida, Ranunculales, Papaveraceae. Gene Ontology annotation, biological process: positive regulation of growth. The transcript has a single exon. The coding region runs from base 1 to 1596 and encodes 531 amino acids.
AUGAAUCGACCCGUGCAUGCAUGGUUGUCAGAGAUCAGUAGUAGCCUUGUGGGGAACAAGAACGGGAAGCGAUCUUCUUUACUUUCUGAUAAUUCGCAUACUAAAAAGAAAACACGUAAUAUCUUCCGCAGAGAAAAGAAUGGGAAACUCGGUAUUCUUGCAUUCGAGACGGCAAAAACCAUGUCACGUCUUGUUUCUCUUUAUAAAUCUCUCUCUGACGAUGAAAUUCUUAAGCUCCGUAACCAUAUCAUCAGAUCAGAAGGCAUCUCUUAUUUGAAUUCUAAAGAUGAAGGAUAUCUUCUUAAACUUGCUUGUGCUGAGAAGAUUGAAGAAAUAGAUCGACUCGCAAUGACCGUUUCACGUUUAGGCAAAAGAUGUUCUGACCCGCAAUUGAAUCAUUUCAAGUAUGUGUACGCUGAUUUAAAAGACGGCGUUAUGGAUUUGAGUAGAUUGACAUUUGCUUCAAAAGACAUAAAGAAAAUCGUUAAACAGAUGGAGAAAUUCAUAAAUGCGACAUCGGAAUUGUAUUCUGGCUUAGAAAUUCUGGCAGAAAUGGAACUGUCAGAACAAAGGCUGAUGCAAUGGAAGACGUACGCGCGUUCGUUUCCUGGACAGAAAGGUAACUCUGAUCUCUUCGAUCAGAAAAUAAUGUGGCAACGGCAACAAGUUAGGUACCUAAGACAGGUUUCUCUUUGGGGUCAGACAUUCAACAAAACGGUAAGUCUAAUGACGCGAACAGUAUGCAUUGUUUACACCCGAAUCAGUGAAGCUUUCGCUCCCUACGUAUCGGUUCUAAUCCUUCCUUCGUCGAGUCGCAAACGUUUCUUGUCAGAGCAUCAGAUAAGAUUUUAUCCCGAUUCUCGUCCCCUUAUUUUAAGUCCUCGCGUAAGUCCUCUACCAGAAAGAGAAAUGGUUUCUACAAAAUCAGGUCCACUUUCAUCAAAGCCUCCAUCAAAACAAGAUUCUGUACACUUCUGGAGCCGAGAAUUGAAACCUUUACGUAAUCUAAAAGAAAAUCGUCUUUUGAGUAUUCGUAUUCUGGAAAAAACUGCCAGUGCCAGCAUGAAUAACGCUGCUAGUUAUUGUACUGGAAUGAGGUUGGCAGAACAAGCACCAGCAUCCACUGUCGGAGGUUCAGGUUUGGCAGUGAGAUACGCAAAUGUGAUUCUAACAUCGGAUAGAUGCAUGAAAUCUCUAUUUUCAAUUGAUCAAAAUACGCGAGACGAUUUGUAUCAUUUGUUACCGGCACAUUUGAAGGAAAUUGUCAAACCGAAGUUGAAGAAACUAAGUAGGGUGCAUGAGCUUGGGAAACGGGAGAAAAUUGCAUUAGUUGAGGAUUGGGCAGAAAGAUUGAACCAAACUUUUUCAUGGCUUACUCCCAUGGCACAAGAUACUGUGAAAUGGCAAAUGGAGAGGAGUUUUGAGAAGCAGAAUUUUGAUGCCAAGCCGAAGGUUUUGUUGCUGCAGACUUUGUAUUUUUCUGAUAAACGUAAGACAGAAAGAGCCAUUGUUGAUGUUCUGGUUGGACUGAGUUGUAUAUGUAUGUGUGGGAGUGCGAUUGCUGAAGGAUUUGGUUUUGAUCCAAGCAAAUAUUAA